Messenger RNA from Erpetoichthys calabaricus (reedfish), 1360 nucleotides. RefSeq names its product olfactory receptor 1509-like. The coding region runs from base 365 to 1360 and encodes 331 amino acids. Gene Ontology annotation, molecular function: olfactory receptor activity; G protein-coupled receptor activity. Gene Ontology annotation, biological process: G protein-coupled receptor signaling pathway. The record is from RefSeq and is a predicted model, not a curated record. The transcript has 2 exons. Gene Ontology annotation, cellular component: membrane. NCBI's taxonomy places the organism in Eukaryota, Metazoa, Chordata, Cladistia, Polypteriformes, Polypteridae.
CCAGAAUUGUCAAAAAGAACAACAUUCUGAGGUAAAUGGAGGGUCCCUUGUGUAACCUUUUCUCUUUUUAGUAUUGUGCUGCCUAAAUUUUCUAAUUAUUUAAGGCAAAAUACUGGACAAAUGUUUACACUUUAUGCUUCCUAAAAGUAAAUUACACAUGUUGCUGCUACUUGACUGUACUCGUUUGUGAUGUUACGAAGUGCAUAUUAACAAUAUGUGACAGUUUUAUAAUAGUAUAUAAUUAUUGUAUGGUGCAUUGAACUCUUAAAUAGAGGUGUAUUGCAAUUGAUCUGAAUAUUUAAUUGUCUCUUCCAUAGACCAUUUUAAUAGUAAACUGAAGAACAAUAUUCAAAACCUGCUUCCCAUGAGUUCACAAACUACAACACUUCCUGUGAAUAAUACAUUUGUGCGUCCACAAAUGUUUUACAUUAGUGGUUUACAUGAUAUGCCCUUUGCAAACUAUUUUUAUAUUUUUCUGUUUAUUGUGCUCAUUCUUACAGUGUUUUCUAAUGUAUUUCUUCUUGUUUUAAUAUGUUUUGCUUCAAGUCUUCACAAUCCAAAAUAUAUUGCUGUUAGUCACUUAGCCUUAGUUGAUUUAUGCACAUCAGUGACUGUCAUUCCUAAAGUAAUUGAAAUGUUUCUUUUUAAUUCCAGUUUUAUAACAUAUGAAGCGUGUUUAGCUGGUAUGUUUUUUGUUCAUUUCUUUAACUCAAUGCAGUCUCUUUCUCUAGUCAUAUUAGCUUAUGACCGGCUUCUUGCCAUAUGUCUACCUUUAAGAUAUCACAGUAUUAAUACUAAUGGCAGGAUGAUAAUAAUUAUACUCUCAGCUUGGAUGUUUUCUGCUGUUACAUUUUCUAUAAUGGUCCUCCUGAUUACCAGACUCAACUUCUGUGGGUCCAUAGUGAUAAACAGUUAUUUCUGUGAUCAUGGCCCUGUGUUUCGCUUAGCCUGCAAUGAUUCUUCCCCAAACAUAAUAAUGGGUUUUACUAACAUUGCAUUGUUUCUGUUUUUGCCACUGGUCUUUAUUCUUUUUACAUACUUAGCCAUUGGGUUAGCAUUGUUAAAAAUUGCAACAGCAGAAGGAAGACAGAAAGCACUAAAAACCUGCACUUCACAUAUCCUUUUAGUGGCAUUGUUUUAUACUCCAUUGGCAGUUACAUAUUCAGCAACAUAUGUUGUCAGUUUUCAUCCAAAUGCAAGAAUUCUAAAUAAUUCAUUGUCAGCAACAAUCCCACCAUUGCUGAACCCCAUAAUUUAUACUCUAAAAACUGAAGAGGUAACAGAAUCAAUGAAAAAACUGUUCAAAACAAAACAAGACAAGAAUGGAAAAAUAAGAAAUUCCAAGAUUCUAGCCAAAUAA